UACACGGCCUUGACCUUGUAGUAGACAAGGACGCAGGCUUGACAGUAUGACAACCGUCUUCGUCAAAGGCGGGAGGAUAUUGUCUGUUCUUCGUUCAGCAUACUGUCGUCCGGGGAAGAUGAGCGUUCACCAGAUUGCCGAGACAGGUUACUUGAAGGGCGACCACUACGAUGCCAACCGGCCGACAUACACCUUGGAGACUAUUGACCUCAUUGCAAGGGAGUUAACUCAAGUUGAAAAUAUCAAAAAUACCAAAGGGAUACAGUAUGAAGUGCUUGAGCUUGGUGCCGGAACUGGGAUCUUCACGAGAAAAAUAUUUGAAAAACUGCCGCAGGGCACCCGUUACCUAGCAACAGAGCCAUCGGAUUCUUUCCUCGAGACACUCAAAGGUUUGUCUCCGAACCUUGAUGCCAAGAAUUGCGCGGCAGACAGUAUACCACUGCCGGACAACUCAGUGAAGGCGGUUCUAUGUGCCCAGUGCUUUCAUUGGUUCUCCACCAAAGCGGCUCUCGAUGAGAUGAGGAGAGUCAUGGUGGAUCAAGGGAAACUCGUGUUGGUAUGGAACAUGCGGGACGUCUCAGUGCCGUGGGUGAAGCAGAUUGAGGGGAUUUUGGCCACAGCUGCCGGAGAGGGAGCGGACAAGCUGCCCACGACCUUCAACUGGAGGAAGGUCUUCCAGGGGUAUUCCGGUUUCAGGAACGAGGCUCAUCAGCAAAAAGAAGGAACUCCGUUAGAGGGAACAGUGGAGGCAAUCCGCAACUAUUACUCAACAUUCAGUAUGAUAUGCGCCCUGGAGGAAGAGGAACAACGCCAGACUCUCGCCAAAAUCCGUGACAUCCUGGAACAGAACGUUGCUGGGAAGGAUAUCGGGAAGUACCCCUUUAACACCGAGAUUUUCACGUACAUCUGCAACAAGUCGUAAUGACAGCAUGCGGAAUGAUUGAAUGAGGCAUACACCGUAGUGACAGCUUUCAAUGACAAUUAUACAGACGAUGAAUUAUUAAUGUUCUGGUUGACAACAAGAGUUUGACGUUAAUUUAUGAAGCUGCCUGUCGAAUAUAUUGAAUGACUUAAAUGAA
This is a messenger RNA of Haliotis rubra (blacklip abalone), 1079 nucleotides long. RefSeq lists its product as uncharacterized. Gene Ontology annotation, molecular function: S-adenosylmethionine-dependent methyltransferase activity. The transcript is spliced from 7 exons. The record is from RefSeq and is a predicted model, not a curated record. NCBI's taxonomy places the organism in Eukaryota, Metazoa, Mollusca, Gastropoda, Lepetellida, Haliotidae. Bases 47 to 922 code for a protein of 291 amino acids.